ACAUCGAAAUAUGUUUAUUUGCGAUUGUGAAUUUUUUAAGCGGUCUUGAAGCAACGGAGAACGAUUAGCUGUUUAAAUAAGUAAUCAUUUCACUCUUGCGCCCCGGAACUGUCUGUUCGUAGAUUUUUGAGUUAAACUCGGACAUAAUUCGUUGACGGACUGUACACAAACCAACGUGUGUAAGAUUUUUUUUGGUAAAUUUAGCUUUUCAUUAAUAACACAAGUUGUGUGUCUUACUAAAUCUAAUACAAGCGUAAGUUUGAAUAACAAAAAACCCACGAACUAAAUCGACUCCCCAGAAGCUAACUUGUUUUUUUAAUGUAGGAAAUUAACACCACAUACGGAUGACAUCAUGUGCACAUCUUCAUGGUGAUCGGAAAGAUCUGUAGAUUUGGUGGGGGAUUUAGGUCUUGUGUGCUCCUACCAUCCACCCGUCUUUUUACCAGUUCCGCCACCAUGGCCAAGAGCAAGUUUGAAUAUGUCCGCAACUUUGAAACAGAUGACACUUGUCUGCGAAAUUGCUACAUUGUUGUGAGACUGGAUGGUCGCAACUUUCACAAGUUUGCAGAGCAGCACUCGUUUACAAAGCCCAAUGAUAACCGGGCUUUGGGACUGAUGGCCAGGAGUGCACGCUCUGUCAUGGAAGAACUAGAGGAUAUUGCCAUCGCUUACGGUCAAAGUGAUGAGUUCAGCUUUGUUUUCAAGAGGACCUCAACCUGGUUCAAAAGGAGAGCCAGUAAGCUCAUGACCCACGUGGCCUCCCAGUUCUCCUCCUCAUACGUGUUUUUCUGGAAGGAGUUUUUUGGUGAACAGCCCCUCUCGUAUCCCCCAAGCUUUGAUGGACGCGUAGUCCUGUAUCCCAGCAACCGUAACCUCAGAGACUACCUCAGCUGGCGGCAGGCAGACUGUCACAUAAAUAAUUUAUACAACACGGUGUUCUGGACGUUAGUACAGAAAGGAGGGCUCACCACAACACAGGCAGAGGAUCGCCUAAAGGGGACGUUAGCUGCAGAUAAAAAUGAGAUUCUAUUCUCAGAGUUUGACAUCAACUACAACAAUGAAUCUGCCCUCCACAAGAAAGGCACCACGCUCAUUUGGGAAAAGCGAGAUGAAACGAUCACGAAACGCAUGAAGCUACCAAACGAAGAGGAGAAGGACGUGUCGGUCACGCGGAGCAGGAGGAGGGUGGAGGCCUACCACUGCGACAUUAUAGGGGAUCAGUUCUGGGAGGAGCAUCCCGACAUCUUGGAGGACGACAACUGCUAAUGUCGGAGAACUGCUCUGAAGUCAUCACUGCUUCACAUCGACUCGUGUCGAACAGCAUGUUACCCGUGAAGCUUGACAUGUGAAAUGACACUGAAGACUAUUGACUUUGUACAAUUACGUUAUCGCAGCUGGACCGUAUUCUUACAUUGUAUUAAACUCUGAUCAUAAUU
Molecule: messenger RNA, 1436 nt
Organism: Mugil cephalus (flathead mullet)
Lineage: Eukaryota; Metazoa; Chordata; Actinopteri; Mugiliformes; Mugilidae
Gene: thg1l
Product: tRNA-histidine guanylyltransferase 1-like
Exons: 7
Coding region: 367-1266 (299 amino acids)
Biological process (GO): tRNA modification
Molecular function (GO): tRNA guanylyltransferase activity; magnesium ion binding
Source: RefSeq, a predicted model, not a curated record